AUGUUAAGUAAAUUUGCUCUUCUCUUCAUUUUUCUUCCUCUCCACUCUCUGUUCUUCAAUCUCCCGACGAUCGGAGCAGCACAGCCGGAGAAGCUCUUCCGAGAAUACAUCGGAGCUGAGGACACCAAAGUGAGAUUCACAGAUGUGCCGAUCAACCCCAGCAUCGACUUCCACUUCCUCCUCUCCUUCGCCAUCGACUACACGGAUGGAGCCCACCCGACUCCCACGAACGGUGAUUUCCGAGUCUACUGGGACACGAAGAACCUCAGCCCGUCUCAGGUGUCUGCGAUCAAAGCUAAGCAUGCAAAUGUUCGAGUAGGCAUGAGCCUUGGAGGUGACACCAUUGGCCACAACAAACCAGUCUACUUUCAUCCUAACUCAGUCAAGAGCUGGGUUGCAAAUGCAAUUCAUUCCAUAACUGAGAUAGUCACAACUUACAGUUUAGAUGGAAUCGAUAUAGAUUACGAACACUUCGGUUCAGAUCCUGAUACAUUUGCCGAGUGUAUCGGGCAACUUAUCUUCUACCUGAAACAGAACAAGAUCGUCUCCUUCACCUCCAUAGCACCGUAUGAAGAUGAUUCUGUCCAGCCGUACUAUCUAGCUCUGUGGAAAAAGUACGGCCAUCUCAUCGACUACGUGAAUUUCCAGUUCUACGCCUAUCCAAGGAGCACCACUGUUUCUCAGUUUCUAAAGUAUUUCGACGAACAAAGCUCUAACUACAAAGGAGGCAAAGUUCUGGUGAGUUUUGGGACUGACGGGAGUGGCGGGCUAUCCCCUCAAAAUGGGUUCUUCGAUGCCUGCAGCGAACUGAGCAAGCAGGGGAAGCUUCAUGGGAUCUUCAUUUGGUCUGCAGAUGACUCCAAGAAGGCUAAUUUCAAGUAUGAGAGACAGUCACAAGACUUCUUAGCCUCUCAAAAGUGA
Messenger RNA from Salvia hispanica, 921 nucleotides. RefSeq names its product chitinase 2-like. Gene Ontology annotation, molecular function: hydrolase activity, hydrolyzing O-glycosyl compounds. Gene Ontology annotation, biological process: carbohydrate metabolic process. Lineage: Eukaryota; Viridiplantae; Streptophyta; Magnoliopsida; Lamiales; Lamiaceae. The record is from RefSeq and is a predicted model, not a curated record.